AUGAUUGGAUGGCAUACGUCCCAGUCUACAGCUAACUGUUUCUCAUUACUUUCACUACCCACCGAAUGGUGGCAAAGCGUUGAUGUGAUCCUACAAUCAGAGUCAGGCACUCAUCCACCGGCCUGGCCUGAGGACUCACGGGACGUUCAGCUCUGGUCAUGGGAUUCAUCCUGGAUGGAGUUGGGGACCCAGGACUGGGGAUCUCCGUUCACGUUGGCGUUCUUCCUCCGGGCACUGAAAUGUGCCAACACAAGCACUGGAAGCGCCAUACGACUAGUCUUCCCUUCUGAAAGCGGGUACCUCGUUCGUUCAGAUAUCUUAUCAUUGCGAAUGGUGGACCUGGAGCCAGUUGAAUCAACCGUUUCCUUUGUCGCCACACCAGGAAAGCCGUUCGGGCCUCUUCUGAUCGACUCGAACACAGCGCCCAUCUUUCCGCACGCUAUCAUGAAUAGUACGGUAGGUGGUAUCCUACUUCGGACACCAUCUGCCCAUGAAGACUACCAAGAUCUCUUUCGUCAGCUUGACGAUGAAUUCACGAAUCGACUAUCCUUCCCUUGGCAUUUAGCCUCUCCUCCACAGCGCAAGACGCUGGCAAUAGUAGAAGGGGGACGCACUGGCCCUGAUCAUGGGGGCCUGGCGACGGGCAUCUAUGCGGCAGCCGAUGCAUUGAACAUUGACAUGAUUGUCCUUGACGUCCCGGGACACUGGCUCGAGGGUCCCAAAUAUGCCUCCUGGCGCAAGGAAUUUGUCCCGGUUGAGCUCGAGCCUCCAUCGUUGCUGGCAGAUCGAAUUGUUGAGGCCUUAUCUCGUUUUAAUGUUGACGGGAUUGUUACCUUCUGCGAUUCUUACCAGGUUCCUGUUGCCCAGGCAGCGAAGCGUCUGAGACUACCUACUCACCCACCAGAAGCAUACGAAAUUGCGACAGACAAGCAUCGCACAGCCGUGUCCGAGGGUCGUCCUGCCUACCGUGUCCACAAUCUCGAAGAGGCCUUCGAUAUUGUGGAUAGAGAGAACCUCGUGUACCCCUUUAUCAUCAAACCUUGCAAAGGAUUUCUAUCUGAAGGAGUGUUCAAAGUUCAUGGUCCUGAAGAGCUAUCCCAUGCAAUCAGCAAUAUCCAUUUGGACCGCCACGGGACUGAGGUCGUGCUUGAGGCUUACUGCGACGGUCCCAAAGUGGACAUCAACCUUGUGCUUUCCGAGGGCGAACUCGUCUUCUGCGAGGUUACUGAUGACUUUCCUAAGACUGCCGAUGAGGACAGUGAGACAACUGAGUCUACCGGCCAACUCAAAUCCUUCCUUGAGCUGACGUGUGUUAUGCCAUCCAAACUUCCAACAUCCGAGAUUGAUCUUCUGCGCAACUCGCUGCACCAGAGCCUGCUUCGUUUGGGCCUCACCACUGGCAUCUAUCACGUAGAAGCUCGAGUGCAGCACUCCUCAAUGGAAUAUGGGAAAAGCGACGCAGCUACAGCCCUUGUCGAUUUGAUCCCGCUGGUCAAUCCCGAUGAAAAAAAACCAUCCGUGUGGUUGAUUGAAAUCAACCCUCGCUUCCCGGGAAUUCAGGAGACCGUAGCCGUGGAGUCUGCUUACGGAGUAGACUACCGUGGCAUUGGACUCCUGGCAGGACUUCGCGAUCACGACCGCCUCCGUGCUCUGGCACAGCCAUUCAGACAGGGACCCCAGUACUGGACCCAGAUCGUAUGCAUCCCGGUCCCUAUCGAGGGCACCUUUGACUCGGAUGAUGUUUGUGUGGAGUUAAAACAGCGACGUCCAGACUUUGCCAGGCAGAUCUGCAUGAGUGCUUGCUUUGUGAAAAGGGGAGAUAGAGUAUAUGGGCUGGAAUCGGGCAUCAAUUCUUGGGUGGCUUACUUCAAUGUGUUUUCAAGAAUCAGCCGCCAGCAUGCCUUGGGGUUGGGGGAGACCGUUCGCCGCGAAACUCGAUUCACUAUCAUUUAA
Molecule: messenger RNA, 1953 nt
Organism: Aspergillus sclerotioniger CBS 115572
Lineage: Eukaryota; Fungi; Ascomycota; Eurotiomycetes; Eurotiales; Aspergillaceae
Gene: fmpC
Product: ATP-grasp enzyme fsqD
Exons: 2
Coding region: 1-1953 (650 amino acids)
Molecular function (GO): ATP binding; metal ion binding
Source: RefSeq, a predicted model, not a curated record